Messenger RNA from Ilex paraguariensis (yerba mate), 4037 nucleotides. NCBI's taxonomy places the organism in Eukaryota, Viridiplantae, Streptophyta, Magnoliopsida, Aquifoliales, Aquifoliaceae. The record is from the annotation of a GenBank genome assembly.
CUUUGAGAAAUCAGUGGAGAGUUCUAUACGAAUUCAUGAAAAAACAAAAUUUGCUUGAUUCUACUAUUUCCAAGUCCUUUCCAAAUUUCAGUAAUGCAAAACACAAUAUCUUGUGUUCUGAACUGAAACAACUAUAUGUUGCUAUCACUCGAACAAGGCAAAGGUUAUGGAUUUGUGAGAAUACAGAGGAACUUUCCAAGCCUAUGUUUGACUAUUGGAAGAAGAGGUGCCUUGUCCAAGUAAGAAAGCUAGAUGAUUCACUUGCACAAGCAAUGCAAGUUGCAAGCAGUCCAGAAGAGUGGAAGGCUCGGGGAAUCAAGCUCUAUUGGGAAAAUAACUAUGAGAUGGCAACAAUGUGCUUUGAAAGAGCAGGAGACACAAUGUGGGAAAAAAGGGCCAAGGCUGCUGGUCUUAAGGCAGCUGCUGACCGUAUGCGUGUUUCCAAUCCUGAGAUGUUUCGCACCGUCCUUAGGGAGGCUGCUGAAAUUUUUGAUUCUAUUGGAAGGGCCGAGUCUGCUGCUGAAUGUUUUUGUGACUUGGGGGAGUAUGAAAGAGCAGGAAAUAUUUAUAUGGAGAAAUGUGGGGUAUCCGAGCUGAAGAAAGCCGGUGAAUGUUUUUCUCUGGCAGGAUGUUAUGAGCGUGCAGCUGACGUUUAUGCGAAGGGAAAUUAUUUCCCUGAGUGCUUGUCAGUUUGCACCAAAGGGAAAUUUUUUGAAUUGGGUUUGCAGUACAUCGAAUACUGGAAACAACUUUCAACCAUGGAUGAUGGUAUGGUCACAAGAAGUAAAGAUAUGGACAAGAUUGGACAAGAGUUUCUACAGAUGUGUGCACUUAACUAUUGUGAGCUUAAAGAUAACAGAUCCAUGAUGAAAUUUGUUAGAGCUUUCCACUCGAUGGAUUUGAGACGCAAUUUCUUGAAGUCUUUAGAUUGCCUUGAUGAGCUAUUAUUGUUGGAAGAAGAAUUGGGAAACUUUGUGGAGGCUGCAGAGAUUGCUGAACUGAGAGGAGAUCUUCUACUUGAGGCUGAUCUUCUAGGAAAGGCAAGACAUUUCAAGGAGGCUUCCUUACUCAUCCUUUGGUUUGUGUUUUCCAACUCUCUAUGGGCACCAAAUAGUAGAGGUUGGCCAUUGAAGCCGUUCACGCAAAAAGAGGAUCUUUUAUCAAAAGCCAAGUUAUUUGCAAGGAAUGAAUUGGAUCCCUUCUACGAGUUUGUCUGCACUGAGGUUAAAAUUUUGUCACAUGAACAGACUAACUUGUUUGAGUUGAAGCAAUAUUUCAAUGCUUCCCAGCAACAUAACAGUCUCAGAGGUGAAAUAUUAUGUGUUUGGAAAAUUCUGGAUGCCCAUCUUGACUUGAACACCUCCAAGUAUGACUGGGAAGAUGAAUUGUCAGUGGAUCUGAGAAAGCACUCAGAGGAUAAGAUUUCACAGAAUCGGGUUUCUCUUGAAACACUAGUUUAUUUUUGGCGUCUAUGGAAAGAAAAAAUUGUGAAUAUCUUUGAUUGCCUUGCGGGUAUUGAAGCCGAAAAUUUUGGCAAUUAUAUUGUUUUUGAGAAGUUCUGUUUGAACUAUUUUGGUGUGCGAAGGAAAUUUAAUAAUCAAAACAGCAUUUACCACAUGCUGAAACCUGAUGCUGAUUGGGUGAGAACAAUUGGUGACAGAUCCACAAGGAGGAUUGGGAAGUUGGUCAGCGCUGAUGCCCGCCAUUUUGUUUCUGCCGCUAGGAGUUAUUGGCGUUCAGAAUUGUUUUCUGUUGGUAUCAAGGUGUUGCAAAAUCUUGAAGCCCUCCAUAAGUUCUCAACUAGGCAUUCCUUGUCUAUGUUUUGCCAAAGCAUGCCUCUCCGUCAUAUCUUUGAGAUUGCAAAAUUUCUUCUGGACUCCAAGUUUCUUCAUUGCAAUAAUCAUGAUAUUGGAACAUUGCAAAAUUUUGUUCAAUUAUCUACUUACUACUUUGUAGACGUUUUUCCUAUAGACUGUCAGAAAUCAUCGACAGAGAAUAUGAUCUAUCUGAGAAGGACUGAGCUGUCCCGGACUUUACUUGAAGAAGUUGUUCAUGGAAACAUCAAGGGUAAACUGACCUAUGGGCAAAUUGGGAGGGUGGUUAUGAUUUGGCUUUGGUCUGGAAAACCCACAGAGGAGCUGUACAAGAAGAUUGAGGAAAGGUUCAAAGACAAUUCAUCUUGGAAAGCAUUGGUUAAAAACCUCAGUGAGAACAUAAUGCCAGAAUCUUUGGAGGAGUCACCAUCGAGCAUUUCUGAUGAAGCUUCAAGUGCAAUCUCUUUGAUUUGCAAGUUCCAUAAAGCUUUGGAAGAUGCUUAUAAUGCCAAUUGGAGAAAAGAAAAUGAUUAUAUAUCACCAAGUUGCUUCUUGUAUCUUCUUGACCGCCUACUGAUCCUAGCAUUUAACGUCCAGGGAUUCUUUCUCACAACAAAAUCUUCAACUGUUGAAUGGCUUAUUUAUCAGCAAUGGAUGACGAACCCAGCUGGCAGUUCUGCAACUGACUUUCAAUCAUCUCUGGCAGCUGUGUAUGACUUUGUGGUCUCCAUAAUUCAGCAGUUUCUUUAUAAUAGACAGGAUACAGAGGAAUGGAUUAAGAAAUCUAAAAUAAAUUUCAAGAACUAUUAUCCACUGCUGGUGACAAGACUGGUUAGUAUUUUGUGUUUAAUUUGUGUGAACUCUGGAAGAUAUUUUGAUAUACUUCCUCAGUUGCUUGGAAGGGGUAACAUUACUUCACAGCUACCAAAGGAACUCUGGCACGUUCUUCAGCGAAUGAGGAAGGGCAAUGGUGCAAAUGUGAAUGCAAAUGUGCUUGCAGAAGCAUUCAAAAGGAUUGGAGAUCCUCUCGUGAUUGUGAGCUUGAGAAUAAAUUGUGCAAACUUCUUCUGUCCUGAUGCCAUUUUGGUGGACAUGGGGGUAACCCAAUGCAGGGAGGACAUUAUAAGAGUCUUGUUUCCUAGGAACACCAGAGCUCCCCCAGGCCAAACUGCUUCUGCUGAAGCAGAUAUGUCUAAUUCCUGCAAGAAAGGAAUUUCUUUGAAUGGCAAGGAUGGAUCGAAUGUACUUACUGUGACAUCUUCUAACCUUGCUCCCAUGGAAAAUCAGAACAUGAACACAAAAAAUGAAAAUGAUCAAGACAUUAAAAUUAAAUGGGGCAUAUUUCGGGAAAUAUCUGAUGCUGUAGAGUUGGUUGAAAGUAGAAAAGAUGGAAAUUUGAUGAAAUUUGUGUCCAAUGCUUCCAAGAUGAAGGAGCAAGUGGAGGGAAUUCGUUUCUUCUUGUUGGAAGCAACUAGCCAGUGCUUAGAGAAGAAAUUUUGUGCUGGUGAAGAUGGAAACCUUUCUGCUGAAGCAAACAACAUGCUUGAGGAAUUGAAGCAACUUUCAUCUGCAUUAGUGACCCGGAACAUGAGAAAAACCUUUCAAGCAUCGGAGAACUUUCGAGGAGGUUGCAGUCAAGGUUGUCUUGGCUAGAGACUUCUUUCUUGAACCCUUUAGUCUCUCAUAAAGAUACAAAUGUGAGCACUGUCUCAGAUCCUCAAUACGAUGUGGAAGCUGACAUUAGCAAGUCUGAGGAAAUCGGCAAAUCUGAUGAAGGCAACAUGAAGGAUUUGAGGGCUAUUGCUGCUUCUGAAGGCCAAAGCAAUGCUAGCAAUGAUGCUGCUGAAAGCAGCAAGGGCAAAAGAAAUAAAAAGUCUAAGAAGGGAAAAAGGGGGAAAGGAGGUCGGAAGAACUAACCAUGCCAUAGAUCCCAAUUUUUUUUAAUACAUCUUGCAGUCUAUUUGGGUUUUGUGUAUAAUAUCUUUGGUGAUGGUGAUAGACUGAUAGUUUGAUUAGUUGAGUAAAGGUGGGUUAAAUCAAAAGAAUAAUAUGUAUGUAGGUGGGUUAAUGAGGAUUGCACUUUCUUCUGGCUGUUGUUGGAAGGUAAUAGAAUUAAGUGUUUUGGUUAUUGUACAUAUGUUGAUAUUAACAGAGACUUUGAUUGGAAUCACAUAUCCAACAUAAAUAUUUCUUACACAACAUUAAGGUGAAAUGGCGUGUCUU